AUGCAGAGCGGAGAAUCCAUCUACGACCUCAUCCCCAAGCCGGUGGAGGUGCCCGAGCGGCCUCCGAUUUACGUCUCUCAGGUGCGCGCGUCCCGCGACCCGCGGAUCGUUCGCGCGCCGCGCGAGACGCGCGUCGCCGGUCCUCGGAGACGGCGGCGCCGUCGCGCGAGGACGCGAUCGCGCGUCUCGAGCGAUCGCGCCCGAGCCUCGCGUCGAACGAAUCCCCGCGGUUCCCACCCUCUUCCGUUUGAACCCAAUUCUGACCCUCCUCGCGCGCACACCUCGCGAAAUCCUCCCCUCUCGCAGCACCCGAAGGACGUGGACGCCGAGAGGCGAUCGAAGGCGACGUUCGGGCACGCGAUCGGGUCGCUCAAACCGAUCCCGACGAACUUCCUGAAGUCGCACGCGAAAGAGCCCGUGCUCCCCUCGCAGAGUCCGCCCCCGUCCCUGCCAAAAGGGGACAUCGUUUUUUCUCUCGCGCGAAAAGUCUCUCUCUCUCGUCCGACGUUACCCGCUGACCUCCCCCGUUCCCUCGUCCACCCACCCCCGUUCGAACCCAAUCCAUCCACAGCGGAGCGCCCGACCCGCGAACGCGCGACGCUGAAACCCCCCGUCCCGAGCAAGGAGGAGCGGCCGACAAUGGGCCUCGUGUCGAAGAAAAAUUUCGUCUACGCCAACGCGGUUGAGAACAUCCUCUCCAAGCCGCCGACGAAGACGGCGCCGACGCGAAUGACGGAGAAGCCGGAGUACGGCAAGGUGCCGAAGUACCUCGAGACGAUCAAGUCGCAGAUAUCCGCGGAGAAGGCGUUUAUCGCGGCGCGCGAGGAGGAGCUCGCGAAGGAGCAGAGCGGGCGGACGCGAGAGCUGUCCCAAGAGGAGGUGGACGGUCUCGUGCGCGACAUGAAGAUCAAGUGGGCGAAGCUGAACGACGCGUACGGGCGUCUGCCGUUCACCCUGGACGUGCCGAGCAAGAAGAGGAAGAAGGAGGAGCUGGAGAAGGAGAUGACGCAGCUCGAGAAGGACAUCAAGAGGCUGCAAGGCAGGCGGGUGGUGGUCGUGUACUGA
Messenger RNA from Micromonas pusilla CCMP1545, 1065 nucleotides. RefSeq lists its product as uncharacterized. Gene Ontology annotation, molecular function: calmodulin binding. The transcript is spliced from 2 exons. NCBI's taxonomy places the organism in Eukaryota, Viridiplantae, Chlorophyta, Mamiellophyceae, Mamiellales, Mamiellaceae. The record is from RefSeq and is a predicted model, not a curated record. Bases 1 to 1065 code for a protein of 354 amino acids.